This is a messenger RNA of Podospora pseudopauciseta, 4041 nucleotides long. RefSeq lists its product as uncharacterized. The record is from RefSeq and is a predicted model, not a curated record. Bases 316 to 3207 code for a protein of 963 amino acids. Gene Ontology annotation, biological process: regulatory ncRNA-mediated heterochromatin formation. The transcript is spliced from 6 exons. Gene Ontology annotation, molecular function: helicase activity. NCBI's taxonomy places the organism in Eukaryota, Fungi, Ascomycota, Sordariomycetes, Sordariales, Podosporaceae. Gene Ontology annotation, cellular component: nuclear RNA-directed RNA polymerase complex.
UCUACCCACCCCUCUAUUUACUGGGACAAAAGGUCAAUCAGAACAAUAGGAUUGUAUCUCACCAGCCAACUCCAUCUUACAUAUUCUCGAUCACUUCUGCCAAUAUCCUGACAUAUCCAAUGUCACCCCUUAAUCCUUGUCUUGCUCAGAUGCGCUCGUAGACGCUUCACAUCGCCUACGCAUCCACCACAACUACUCUUGACAACCCGUCUUCACCAAAUGUCAAGUCGAUGAGGUUGUGUGUGAUCUGGAUCGGACGGAAAGGGGAGUUCAAUCUGCCCGACUCUAUCUGUCAAGAGGACACACACAAUAUCGAUGGCUUCUCCUUCUGAGGAGAGGCAAGCGGCCUCGGAGACUGCCUUUUCAAUAAUUGAAAAGCACGUAUGCUACCGGCCAGCGGAGGGCCAGGGCUGGAAGUCCAUGCCAGUGCUCCCAACUCCGCAGGAGGUGUUGGAGCCGACCAGCGUCGAUCCGCCAAUCAAUCCUGUGGAUCGGCCAUGGUCUUCCAAGGAGGAGUACCUCACUGCUCAGUAUAGCCUGCUAAGGUUGGAUGCCAUCGAAGGCCUGCGGUUCUCGGUCACGAGAUACGUUGAUACCUGCCGAACAGGCGCCAGAGUGAUUUUUGAUGAUGAAUACUGCAGCGUCUACGACGAGGUCCGGGUCAAAGGCUUUUUCAUGACCAAGAUUGCUCCGUUCUCCAGAGUUGAGUUCUCAACGCCGUACAAUGUACAGUGGAAAACAACGAAGCGCCUCAUGGAUGGAACCGUCGUGGCUCUGUCAACCAAGAAAGACAAGUUCCGGACCAUUUGCAAGAUCGCAACAGUGGCCCAGCGUCCGUACGCUGUUGGGAGAGAUUUCGAUUCGACGGUUGCGGUUGCGGUAGAUUUGAUCUGGGCAAAUCCAGAGGAUGCUGUUAUCGACCCAGCUCUGGAGAUGGUUAUGAUUGAGUCGCGGAAUGGAUACUACGAAGCAUCGCGUCACACGAUGCUGGGCCUUCAACAUGUCGCAGAAACCACAUCCGCGCUCGACAAGUAUAUCAUAGGUGCCCAUACCGCGGACACUGUGCCAGAGUUCAUCCGCACCAACCCCACCAUGGACUUAUCCUCUUUGGUUCCUGUGACGGCGAGCAAUGGCUCCCAGGCACUCCUCGAGGUGAAAGAGUCGCUCAAGAAUUACGAUAUCGUGAAGAAAGGCUUCCCCACUCUCGAGGACGUUGCAGUUCUGGACGAAUCCCAACUGGAUGGUCUCCAUCGUAUCAUCUCGAACGAGCUCGCCAUUGUACAGGGACCGCCGGGUACAGGCAAGACAUUUACCUCGGUUCAAGCUCUCAAGAUUCUGGUUGCCAACCGGCGGAAGCAUGGUGGCCCGCCUAUUAUCGUUGCAGCUCACACCAAUCACGCCCUCGACCAGCUGCUUACAUUCUGUCUGGAAUUCGAAGUCCUGCGGUUGGGCGGCUUCACAAAAAAUGAGGACAUCAAGAAGUGCACCGUCUUUGAGAGACAACGGGCCGAGAGAGGCGGUCGGCAGUCCGAUAUCAAGUCAAGAAACAACGAGAAGCGAAGGCUAGAGAAGCGACAGAAGGAGCUCAUUCAAGACCUCAAGAUCAUGCAACAAGAUGUUUUCGGCAAACGUCUAAUUGAUCCCGAUAGACUGCUGGAGGUUGGUGUCAUCACUCAAGAACAACACGACUCGUUGAAAAUCUUUUCCGGAUCAACCAACCCUCUUGCAUCCUCGACCGCCACUUUAGAGCCAUGGCUGGGUGAGAGCCUUGUUCGCAUGGAGAUUUUGCGCAGUGCCACCAAUACCAGGUUUGAGCUGAACGAGGACGAACUCUUCAGGCGUGAAGAGGAGUACAAGCUGGAUGAGAACGACUUGGUACAUGCUGUAAGUGAUCAGGAAGAGGAGCAACUGCGCAUCAAGGGGGAAUGGGUUCCGCUGGAGCAUGUCUGGUCAGCAAAAUCGGCAGCUGGCCUGUCAAGUUCGACUCGUGCUGCCCAGAGAAGCUUGAAGGAGGAGGACUUCUAUUCGAUCAAGAAAAGCAUCCGGGGCGAGGUUUACCGGCAUUUGCAGACUGAGUUGUUGAAGCAUACUACCCUGAAGUUUGCCAGCCUUCUUGAGCAAUACAACAACGUUUGCAAGCAGCUUAAGGCGCUGACUGAUUUGCAAAAGUGGGAAAUGGUCCAGAGACAGAAAAUCGACAUUGUUGGCUGUACCAUGACAGGUCUCGCCAAAUACCGUGGCAUCCUUGCGGCUCUUCAACCAAAGUCACUUCUGGUGGAGGAGGCGGCGGAAACUCGGGAGGUAGACAUUGUGUCUGCUUUAUAUCCAUCGAUCCAGCAGCUCAUCCUCAUUGGCGACCAUCAACAACUCCAGCCCAAAUGCAACAUCUUGUGGCUUGGUGCGCCUCCCUUCAACUUCACCGUUUCACUGUUUGAGAGGUUUGUGAACCUGAGGAUGCGAUAUACUAUGCUUCGCCAACAACGCCGUAUGAAACCGGAGCUGCGACGGAUCCUGGACCCAUUCUACCCUGGGCUACUCGACCAUCCUGUCGUUUUGUCCCCCGACAACCGUCUAGACAUCCCAGGAAUGGGCGACAAGUCCUCUUGGCUCUUCCACCACGAGUGGCCGGAAGAGACAAGCUCGGACUCGAGCAAGUUCAAUCGUGAAGAGGCCAGGAUGAUCACCCACUUUGCUUCCUAUCUUGUCAAGAAUGACACACCCCCGGCAAAUAUUACGAUUCUGACCUUUUACAAUGGCCAGCGCACGCUGUUGAACAAGAUCAAAGAGUACGACUACAAGAUUUCCACGGUGGACUCGUACCAAGGAGAGGAGAACGAUAUUGUGAUUCUGUCACUUGUUCGAAGCCCAGGAGAAUAUCGUCGAUGGAGGUGCGGGUUUUUGGAGGACAAACACCGUGCAGUAGUCGCAAUCAGUCGCGCUCGUCGAGGGUUUUAUGUUUUUGGAAACUUUCUGAAUGUUCUCAAUACGCGUUCAGCCCAGUCACUCUGGGCAGACAUCUGGAAUGGCUUUGCCCACCAGAAAAGGAUUGAAGAGGGCAUUCCCUUGACUUGCAAGGCCCAUCAGAAUGAAAUCUGGGUGAGGACGGUGGAUGACUGGGGUGACAAUGCCGGGGGGUGCGAUGAGCCAUGUGGACAGACACGGCCAUGUGGCCACCCAUGCACUCUCAAGUGCCAUCAGUAUAACUGAUCACAGCCGUCUACGUUGCAGUCAGCCCUGCCUCGAAAAGCUCCCCUGUGGACAUGGGUGUCAGAACUUCUGCAGUCAAGUUUGCGCUUGUGACUGCGCCGCCUUUCGAACUUUGUCCGCUGGCAUUGUGGCAGUUGGAAUAUCGAGACCAACCAGGACAUCGAUGUCUUUGGAGCAGCGAAUGCAGAGUAUUAGCGUUGAGGGGGUUGGCGAGUCUAGUAAGGUAGUGGUGCGAGGUUCGACUCAGGCAUCGACUGAAUGGCGACAAUUCCCUGCCAACGUUCAAUGUCAGGACGCCAAUCUGCACCGAGGAUGGGCCUCUCAAACUGCGCAGAAUGGUUCAACCUCCAUUGUUCGAGACACAUACCAGCAAACAACAAUGGUGAAUGGUCGUCGUUCCAACCUCGGCCCUCGAAACGUUCGUGCCAUUAAGGCGAGCAAGUCGUAUUGUCAGCCGCCUCGAGCUAAAGCAGCAUCGCCUACCAUAUCAGACACGGCCAGUUUCCAAAACAAUACAACCCAAGUUCCUGCCACCCAACAACAACUGAACACUGUGUUGAGCUCAGCCCCAGUGCCAGACCUACUUGGAGAUCUUGACGGUGUAGCCUUCUCUCAAUCUGUCAUGGUAAAUCGUGUUGCAGGAGAGGCGCCAGUUGUUGUGGGACAGGCAGCUCCGGAGGGCGAGGAGCUAUUGAUAGAGCUUUAAGUUGUCAUACCCAUAGUUAUCGCAGCCACUAUGUCAUGCUAUUACUCUUGUACUUAUAACAGUUCAUAGACAUUGUGUCUAUUACCAUUACUUCCUGACCUGGCAGUCUUCUGCCCGUAGUGACCCAA